GCAACAUUCUGGAUGCCAACUGCCGUAAAACAACAAAGAAGAAGAAGAAGACUAAACACUAAAUAAGCAGCAGAAGAAGAAGAGGAUGACGACAAACACAACAGUGGUGAUGAAGUAACAAUGUCUUCAGUUCAGGGUUUGAGAGAGUUUGUCAGUGAGCGACUAACUUCUGCUGCUGAAGAAAUAUUCAGAGUCUUUGAACAAACUGUCGUCGAGUACGAGAAAGAGAUCGUUCGUCAGCGCAGGUUGUUGGAUAUCGUUUGGAAACCUGAGAUAAAGCUUCACAGGACAAAGCUCCCGCAGCAACAUGUAUGUAGGCAGAAGAAGGAAGUUCUCACUGACCAGCAGCUCUGUGACCAGGAGACAAACUCCACUCUGGACCAAGAGGACCCACAGACACCAACUGCUGCUGCUGAAGAAAUACCCAGAGUCACUCAGAAUAUUAUUCUUGAGUUCAAUGAAGACAUUAAUUAUCAGCGCAGACUACUGGAUCUUGUUUGGAAACCUGAGAUAAAACUACACAGGACAGAGCUCCCACAGCAACAUAUCUGUAAAGAGGAGGAGGUUCUCAGUGACCAGGAAAAUAACUCCAGUCUGGACCAAGGGGACCCAGAGCCUCCACAGAUUGAAAUGGAGGAGAGACUCUACACCAGUCAGGAGGGAGAGCAGCCUGUACUGAAGCAGAAGAGCGAUGCCGUUAUGUUUACUCCUACGAAUGAGGAGAUCGACCACAGUGGAGAAGAACCAAAGAGUGACCAGCUCCUCUCUCACAACUCUCCUGUAGCUGAGAGCCAAGAUCAGAGAGGAAGCAAUGAUGUGGACCCGGGAUCAACUAGAGAUGUAGAGUCAAAGAGAGAGAAGAGAUGUCACGAAAACACAAGUCACAGUGACAAUGUAGACAACUCUUCCCCAACAAAGAGCCACUGUAACACUCACACAAGUAAAAAGUCUUUAACAUAUGAAACUUUUCAAAGAGCUUUUCAGUGUGAAUCCAAAUUGAAUAUGCAUCUUAGGAACCAAACAGGUGAGAGGCCCUAUUCUUGUAUCACCUGCAGGAAAAGAUUCUGUCAUAUAAAACACUUGCAACAGCACAUAAGAAUCCACAUGGAUGAGAAGCCAUAUUUAUGUGAAACAUGUGGGAAAAGUUUCAAGACUACAAUAGCGAUGCUGGUCCACACAAGAACCCACACAGAUGAGAAGUCAAACACCUGCAACACCUGUGGGAAAAAAUUUAGGCACAAGUCAUCAUUGAGAGUUCACAAAAGAACCCACACAGGUGAGAAGCCACAUUUGUGCAAAAUAUGUGGCAAAUGUUUCCUACGUCGGGGUUCCCUGACUUUUCACAUGAUGACUCACACAGGUGAGAAACCAUAUUCUUGCAAGGACUGUGGGAAAGCUUUUAGACAGAGUGGUGCCUUAAACAUGCACAUUAGAACCCACACAGGUGAGAAGCCGUACAGCUGCAAGACUUGUGGGAAAACUUUCACGCAAUCAUCAUCCUUGCAAAGGCACAUUAGAAAUCAUACAGAUUAAAAUGGUAAGAAGUCUGUAUUUAUAUAGCCCUUUUCUAUUCUUGAUGAAUAGUUUUGCAAUCUACCCUUUCACACAGUGCUUCUCUGUGCUCACAUCAUUGCAGUGAUCGCACCACCGUCCUUCUCUGGUCAGAGGACGACUCGCUUUACCUCCUGAGCCACUGUACAGUCCCAGUAGCCACCACAGCACCCCCCCUGAAAAAAUAAAAAUAAUAAUAAAAUCA
Molecule: messenger RNA, 1756 nt
Organism: Hippoglossus stenolepis (Pacific halibut)
Lineage: Eukaryota; Metazoa; Chordata; Actinopteri; Pleuronectiformes; Pleuronectidae
Product: zinc finger protein 420-like
Exons: 3
Coding region: 121-1533 (470 amino acids)
Biological process (GO): regulation of transcription by RNA polymerase II
Molecular function (GO): DNA-binding transcription factor activity, RNA polymerase II-specific; RNA polymerase II cis-regulatory region sequence-specific DNA binding
Source: RefSeq, a predicted model, not a curated record